Messenger RNA from Moesziomyces aphidis, 9993 nucleotides. The record is from the annotation of a GenBank genome assembly. NCBI's taxonomy places the organism in Eukaryota, Fungi, Basidiomycota, Ustilaginomycetes, Ustilaginales, Ustilaginaceae.
AUGCUCGAGGGAGUGCUCGCCUCGCUCCUUAACAAGCUGCUCGCAGCCUACGUCGACGGCCUCAACACAAGCCAGCUCAACGUCGGCAUCUGGUCCGGCGACGUCAAGCUCCGCAACCUCCGUCUCAAGACCUCGGCGCUCGACAAGUUCCGCCUCCCAAUAGACGUCAAGGAGGGCUACCUCGGCGACCUCACCCUCUCCAUCCCCUGGUCCAACCUCAAGGGCAAGCCCGUACGCAUCCUCGUCGAAAAUGUCUACCUCCUCGCCGCUCCCAAGAACGCCAGCGUCGAGGUCGAUGAGGAAGAAGAGGCGCAGCGUGCCCAGGCCGCAAAGCAGGAGAAGCUCACAAACGCAGAGCUCCUCGGCAGAGACAGCGGCCAGAGCGUAGGCAUCUCGUCCGAGGACGAGCAGAAGAACCAGUCCUUCACCAGCUCCCUCAUCACAAAGAUCGUCGACAACCUUCAGUUCACCGUACGCAACAUCCACAUCCGCUACGAGGACAGCCUCUCCAAUCCAGAGCAUCCCUUCUCCGCCGGCAUCACCCUCGCCGAAUUCUCCGCCGUCUCCACGGAUGCCAACUGGAACCCCACCUUCAUCCAGAACUCCGGCGACGGCAUCCACAAGCUCGCCCGUCUCGAGUCGCUCUCCGUCUACUGGGACACCGACUCCGACUCGCUCGCCGGCCAUGAAAUCAGCGAGGCGCAGAAAAAGUUCAACGCGCUCAUCGCACGCUCCGACUCGACGCCCGACCACCAGUACAUCCUCAAGCCCGUCAGCGGCGCAGGCCGACUCGUCAUGCGCAAAAAGAUGACGCCAGAGGUGCCAAAGAUGGAUGCACAGCUGCUCUUCGAAGAGCUCGGCUUCGCCCUCGACGACGAGCAGUACCGCGACGUCAUCUCCGUCGCCGACCUCUUCCACUUUUACACGCGCCAGGCACAGUAUCGCCGCUUCCGCCCCACCCCGGAGCAGCUCGCCGAGAACAGGCCGCGCGCCCUGCUCCGCUUCGCCGGCGCCGCCAUCCUCAACGAGGUGCACGAACGCCAUCGCGUAUGGACCUGGGACUACUUCCGCCAGCGCCGCGACGACCGCAAAGAGUACGUCGAGCUCUUCAAGCAAAAGGAGAAGCAAGUCCAAAAGACCAACCAGCAGCAGGCAGGCGUCGCCAUCGCACAGAGCGACAGCGGCUCGCGGCUCGAAGAGCUCGAAAGGAAGCUCGACUACAAGGACAUCCGCUUCUACCGAUCCAUAGCGCGUCACGAGCUGCGCAAGGAGUCGCUCGCCGCCAAGAAGGACGAGAUCGCCGCAGGCGGCAAUGGUCACGGUGCCAACGACCAGAAGGCGGCAGGUGGCGGCGGAUGGCUCAGCUGGAUCUGGGGAGGCGGUGGUGGCCAGCAGCAGCACGGCAACGACUCGGGCGUGCUGAAUGAAGAGCAGCGUAAGGAGCUCUACGACGCCAUCGAGUGGGACGAAGACGCGAGUGCAGCCGCCCUCACCCAGGCCGUCGAUGCACCGCGCGAUGCCAUGCACCUUCGCCUCAUCACCAAGCUCAAAACCGGCUCCGUCGCGCUCAAGGAUCAUGCCCGCGGCACCGACAUCCUCUCGCUCGUCUUUGACUCGCUCCAGGCCAACGUCAUCCAGCGCCAGGACAACCUCGAGGCAGCCGUCGCGCUCGGUGGCCUUCGUCUCUACGACGGCACAACGCCCAACUCUCUCUAUCCGCAGGUCGUCCGCGUCAAGGACGAGGAGCUCGACAGUUCCAGCCGUCAGAAUUCCGGCGGCGGCGAUCUCAAGCAGAUCGAGCACGAGGUCGAGCAGGAGAGCGACCCGGACAAUCCCUUCUUCUAUGCAAAGUACGAGCUCAAGCCGCUCGACGACCGCGCCGACAACGCACUCACGCUCAGGAUGCGCUCCAUGGAGAUCAUCUACCAUCGCGGCUUUGUCGAGUCCAUCGUGCGCUUCUUCAAGCCCCCAGAGAGCGAGCUGGAACUCAUCGGCGCCCUCAUCGACGUCGCCAGCGAGACCAUCGAGGGCAUCCGCAAGGAGACGCGCGCCGGCCUCGAAAGCGCGCUCCAGAACCACAAGACCAUCGACAUGGUCGUCGACGUCAAGGCGCCCAUCAUCAUCAUCCCCGAGGACGUCACCACCAAAAAGUGCCAGCACAUGGUGCUCGACGCCGGUCGCAUCGCCGUCCGCUCCGUGCUCGCCGACCAGAACGCGCUCGACACGGUGCGCUCCAAGCAGAAUCGCGCCUACACCGACGAGGACUAUCGCCAGCUCGAGGAUCUCAUGUACGACCGCUUCUUCGUCAAGCUCGAGUCCGCCCAGCUCGUCAUGGGCAACGACAUUGAUUCGUGCAUGAAGGGCCUCCACUCCAACGCCACCGACCAUGGCCUCCAUCUGCUCGAGCGCAUCAACCUCGACUUUACCCUCCACAACUCGAUCCUCUCGUCGGCGCCCAACCUCACCAAGUUCAAGAUGACCGGCCACCUGCCCACGCUGCGCGUCAACUUUUCCGACCGCAAGUACAAGACGCUCAUGCGCAUCAUCGACGUCGCCAUCCCCAACUUUGACGACGACUCGAGCGCUGGCAGCUCGCCCACCAAAGGCCUCGGCACCAUCGAGGAGGAGCUCGAGCCCGUCGCCAUUGGUCAGCGCCAGACGGGCAAGGACGACGACGACGAAUUGGACAAGGAUGCGGACAAGGACGACGCCAGAUCAUCGCGAAGGGCGCGGGGCCGGCCGUCCGACGCGCUGGAUCUCAACAAGGCGCGUCGGCAGCGUCUCGCGGGACAGCUGCGCGGCGAAGACGACUAUCUGGUCGACGCCGGCCUCGAUGACGACGACGGCAAGGACGAGUUCCAGGACGCCGAGGACGCCACCAUCGACAAGGUCAAUGCGCACCAGAAGACGUUUGAGCUCGAGUUUGUCGUCGACUCGCUCCAGGGCUCCAUCUUCCGCUCCGCCACCGACCCGUCCCAGCCUGACCGUCUCCUCGUCGAUGCCCGCUUCGAAGGUUUCCUCUUACACCUCGCCGUCUACCCGUACCACAUGGACGUCGAUGUCGGCCUGCGCAGUCUCGAGCUGGAGGACAAGAUCGUUGACCAGGGCGCGCAGUUCCGCCACCUCAUCACGUCCAAGCAGGUCCGGGACGGCAGCUCGCGCUCGGCGACGGGUGACUCGCAUGCCUCGUCGGGUACUGCAUCGCCCUCAGACCAACGCGAUCUGGUCCGUGUCAGAUACACCCGCGUCGAUCCCGAGUCGCCCGAGUUCAUGACCAAGUACGAAGGCAUCGACCAGACGGUCAACGUCGAGCUCUCGACUAUCAACAUCAUGCUCACCAGGGUCAGCGUGCUGGCGGUCUAUGACUGGAUCAUGACCACCUUUGUCGCCGUGGACGAGCCCACGGCGUCGUCUGCGCAAGAGUCCGAGGACAGCAAGCAGCGCCGACCGAGUCGAUCGUCCGAUCGACGUCCGAGCGACGCUACGUCCAAGCGGCCCUCGAUCCGACCUCCCGAGUCGGCUGGUGCCGCUACCGGCGGUACCGUAGCUGCAGCCAACGGCAACGGCGAGCGCAAGGAGAAGCUGCGUGUCCGUGUCAAGCUCAACUCGAUCGUGCUGCGUCUCAACAACGACGGCACGCUGCUUGCAACGCUCACGCUCUCCACGGCCGAUGUUGCCGUGAUGCUGCGCGGCAACACCAUCCGUGUCGCUGCACGCCUCGGCUCGCUGCUCCUCUACGAUAACGCCAAGCGCACGGUCGCCGACCCGCACUUCAAGAAGCUGCUCACCAUCCAGGGCGACGAGCUGGCCGACUUUACCUACGAGACGUUCGACGUCGCCGACGCUGCCUCCUAUCCGGGCUACGACUCGUCCAUCUGGCUGCGUUCCGGCUCGCUCAAGUUUACCUUCGUCGAAGAGCCCAUCCGGGACCUGCUGCAGUUCUUCAGCAAAUUCGCCCAGAUGAAGGCCGUGUACGAUGCCGCCACGCUGGCUGCCUCCAACCAGGCGUCGCAGCUACAGGAGCGCGUGGACCGCAUGCACUACGACGUGCUCAUCAAGACGCCCAUUGUCGUGCUCCCGCGCUCGGCCGACUCGCCGGACGUGAUGACCGCCAACCUCGGUGAGAUCUACGCCAAGAACACAUUUGCGAUGCGCGACAACAAGGAGGCCAUCACCAAGAUCGAGGCGGGUCUGCGCCACAUUCGCCUCGCCUCGCGCAUGCGCUACGGCAGCCAGGAGUACCACGUGCAGAUGAUCGACGACGUCAACAUCUCCCUCGACAUGGUGCAGUCCGACCGCGCUGGUGCCGAGCCUGGCACGGCCAACGACAGCCCAGAGACGCAGAUGGUGGCCAAGAUGUCCGAUGUCCACAUCAAGCUCACCGAGGCGCAGUAUUGUUUUGUCAUGGCGCUCACACAGUCGAUCCCGCGAGCCUUUGCAGGGCUUGCGGAGGAGGCCAACGGUCUCGACGAUGCAGCGAGCGGCGCGGCCACAACAUCGGGCGCAGCGCCAUCUGCAUCGACGCGGACGCCGUCGGGCCAGCUGCAGCAGCAGCCCAGUACGCCCCGCAAGCGCAAGACCGACGGCAGCGACUUGGGCCAAGACGGCGAGGCAGAGUCGACGAGCGCCACGCCGACCAAGAAAGGUCCGGGCGUCGACAUGCUCCCGGAACUCGGCACGAUUGUUCACCGGGAGGACGGUGAUGUUCCAGUCUACACGAGCCUCGACAUGUUUUUCGACGUCAGCUCGAUCCAGCUCGAGCUGUUCACUGCGGCCGCGACGGGCCAGGAGACGCUGUACAAUGCGCAGCUCGCCCGCUUCUCCAUCAACGGCUCCGAAGUCAAGCUCAAGAUGCUCUCGGACAACUCGCUCGAGGCCGAGGUGGCGCUCAAGACGUUUACCGUCACCGACCAGAGGCCCGACAAGGACACCAAGUUCCGCGAGAUCGUGCCCGCCGUCAAGCACGAGGGCCAUCAGUUCAUGAUGAGCUACAGCGUCUCUGGCGGCGACGAUGGCUCGGCGCUGGCGCUCGUCACCGUCGACAGCCCCAAGAUCAUCUUUGCGCUUGAUCCUGUCUUUGCGCUGCUCAACUUUUUCAUGAGCGCCUUCCCCGACACGCCGCCGGAGGAGGAGCAGAAGGCCAGCGCGCACGACCAGGCUGCGCCGGUGCAGCAGCCAGACGCUGCGAAUGCUCCGCCGCCCGCUGGAGGCACGUUUGCCUUCCGUGUCAACGUGGUCGAUCCGACCAUCAUCCUGCUCGCCGCGCCCGAACGCCACGAUACCGAGGCGAUUGUGCUGUCGAUCAAGCAGGUGCUCAUGUCGCAGCAGGGCAUCUUGGCGCUCAAGGUGGACCAGUUCGGCAUGUUCAUGUGCCGGAUGCACCGCCCCAAGGAUACGCUGCGACUGCUGGACAACCUCGACGUGGCGCUCUCGAUGGACAGCCGCGUGAGCCAGACGAGCUCGACGACGAGCAUCGAGGUGGAUGUCGAGCCGCUGGUGCUGCGCGUGUCGAUGCGUGACAUCAUGAUGAUCCAGUCGGUCGUCAACAAGGCCAUCGAGCUGUCGGCGCAGCAGCCGUCUUCGACGGGCCGGGCGGAUUCGAAGAGCAUCGCCUCGUCGCAGCGCAGGCAGGCAUCGAUGGCGAGCACCAGCAACACGAUCGACUCGCUCACAAAGGUGGCCAAGCCCGGUGUGGAUGACGGAAGCAGCACGCUCGAUGCGCGCCCGCCGCAGCGCAUCGAGGACGCCGAGCUCAUGAUCGCCAAAGAGUCACUGCGGGCCGACUUUGCCGGUGUCCAGGUGAUCCUGAUUGGCGAUGCGCACUCGCUGCCCAUGCUCGACCUCAACGUGUCCAAGUUCGCGGUGGAUGUGCGCGACUGGUCCGGCGAUAUGCAUGGAAGCACGUUCCUCGACCUGUACAUCAACUACUACAACCUGUCGCGCUCGCACUGGGAGCCGCUCAUCGAUCCGUGGGGCGUGCAGUUCCACAUGGAGUCGAGCGCGUCGCCCGCUCGCUUCAGCGCCACCGUGUCGAGCAAGAAGCGGCUCGAGCUCAACGUGACAACCACGCUCAUCGAAACGAGUCUGUCGGCCAUGUCGCUGCUCAACGAGGUGGAUAUCCAGGACCUGCAGCAGCGCAACCGCGCACCGUUUGUGAUUCAGAAUCGCACCGGCUACCGCAUCGCGCUGUGGGCCGAGCACGACGAGCGCGACCGCAAGAGCAAGAACGCACCGCAGCACCUGGACGACGGCAAGGACAUGCCGUGGCGAUUCGAUGACUGGAAGUCGAUGCGCGAGCACAUCCACGAGAGCGGCGGCAACCGCCUGUCGCUGCAGAUCGACGGCAUGCCGUGGGAGCGACUGCGCCAUAUCUCGGUGGAUCGCGAGGGCGAGUACAUGCUGACGCUGCGGCCCAAGCUCGACAAGGUGGCGCAUCGCGUCCAGUACGAGGUCAAGCUGCACAACAACGUCAAGUACAUCACCUUCCGGUCGUCGUUCAAGAUCGAGAACAAGACGCUCAUCCCGAUCGAGAUGGUGAUUCUCGAUCACGAGGGCAAUGUGACCGAUCAGGUGCGACGCAUCGGGCCUGGCGAGGACUGUCCCGUCCCCAUCGAGGCGGCGUACCACUGCCGCGUCAAGGUGCGGCCGGACCCAGGCUUCGAGUACGACUGGAGCAACGAGAGUCUCAACUGGCAGGACCUGCUCAAAAAGUCGACGCGCACGCUGACCUGCCGUGCGCACGACGAGGGCGAGGCGCCGUUCCGGUUCCAGAGCUUUGCGAUCUACGACCGUCAGGAUCCCAACAGCCGGGCCUACCCGCGCGUCACGCUGCGGCUGCGCGCGCCGGUCGAGGUGGAGAAUCUGCUGCCGUACGACAUCCAGUACCGCAUCUUUGACAAGAAUCUCAACCACAACUGGUCGAGCUACCUGCGCAAGGGCGGCAUCAGUCCGAUCCACGUGGUGGAGCUGUCGCAUCUGCUGCUGCUGAGUGUCGACAUCCAGUCGUCGUGCUUCUCGCCGAGCGAGUUUGCGAUCAUCGCGACGGACAAUCCGGACGACUUCCCCGUGGAGAAAACGCUGACGCUGGCGGAUGCCGAGAACCUCAAGCUCAACCUGCGUCUGCACUACUCGAAGCAUCCGGACUCGGGCGGCGCGUUCAAGGUGCAGAUCUACUCGCCGUACAUCUUUAUCAACCAGAGCGGCCUGCCGUUUGCGCUCAAGACCAAGUCGUGGCUCGGCAGCGCCAAGCUGGUGGCGGGCCAGGACAGCGGCGCGUCGGCGGCGAUGCGCAGAGAGCCGGAGCCGUUCCUCUUCUCGCACAACUCGAACGACCGGCGCAACCGCGUUCUCAUGCGCGUCGGCGACUCGCAGUGGUCCAAGCCGCUGUCGUUCGAGGCGAUCGGAUCCGAGACCGAGGUGGUGAUCCCGUCGGCGUCCAAGAACGAGGAGAUCCACGUCGGCCUCACCGUCGAGGACGGCCUGGGCAAGUUCAAGCUGUCCAAGGUGGUCAAGCUCACGCCGCGCUACCUGGUGCGCAACAAUCUCACGGGCCCGAUUAAUCUGCGCGAGGCGGGCGCGGCCGACUUUGUCACGGUGGAGCCGGGGCACCGCGUGCCGCUGCACUUCCUGAGGGUGGGCGCAACCAAGCAGAUGACGCUCGCCUAUCCGGGCAUCAACAACAAGUGGAGCGCGCCGUUCAACAUCGAGGAUGUGGGCAGCGUGCAUCUGCGGCUGGCCAAGGCGGGGCAGCACCAGCACCUGAUCAAGGCCGAGGUGCUGCUCGAGGGACCGACGAUCUUCAUCUCGCUGAGCCAGGAGGACGGGCCGUGGCCGUUCAUGCUGCGCAACGAGAGCGACUACACGGUGCAAUUCAUGCAGGCGACCGAGCGCAGCGACGAGGAGGGCGGCGGGAAGCGCGUCGACGAGGCGGUGGGCAAGCGGUACGAGCUCAAGCCGCGCUCCAAGAUGAAGUACGCAUGGGACUAUCCUGCGGCGACGGACAAGAUGAUCAAGCUGGUGAUCAACGGGCGCGAGCGCAACGUCAACAUCCUCGAGAUCGGCAGUCUGCUGCCGUUCAAGUUCGCCUCGGCGGACGGACGCGGGAGCCGGGUGGUGUCGCUGGACGUGCGCGCCGACGGCCCGACGCAGACGCUGGUGCUGAGCAACUAUGCGGAGGAGCUGAGCAACUUCAAGCUCAAGCGGCAGAACUCGACGUUUUCGCGCAGCGACACGGUGUCGAGCGUGGCGAGCCGCGAUGCGGGCUUUGUGGCGGUGGACGUGGACACGAACAUCCUGACGGCGUUCAACGUGGAGUUCGAAGGCGUCGGCAUCUCGCUGAUCAACCAAAACGUGCAGGAGCUGGCCUACGUCUCGUUCCGCGGGCUCGAGAUGCACUACACCGAGUCGGAGGUGACGACGGCGGUGAAUGUGAUCUGCAAGUGGAUCCAGAUCGACAACCAGCUGUUUGGCGGGCUCUUCCCGAUUGUGCUGUAUCCGACGGUGAUCCCCAAGGACGGCAAGGAUCUGGAGGUGCAUCCGACGCUGCAGGCGUCGGUGAUCAUGCUCAAGGACGAGUCGCACGGCGUGACGCACAUCAAGUAUGCGUCGGUGCUGCUGCAGGAGAUCACGGCGGAGCUGGACGAGGACUUUUUGUUUGCGCUCUACGAGUUUUCCAAGUUCGAGGGUGCCGCGUGGCAGCUCGAGGCGGAGAAGGAGACGGACUUCAUCGAGCAUCCGCGCGAGGUGCGCGAGCCGAGCGGCACGCAGACCGCGUCGGACGACAUCUACUUUGAGAUCCUGCAUCUGCAGCCGAUCGCGCUCAACCUGUCGUUCAUGCGCACCGAGCGCGUGAAUGCCGACGAAAAGGUCAGCUCGAGGAACCCGCUGAUCUUCUUCUUCAACGCGCUCACCAUGGCCCUGGGCAACGUGAACGAGGCGCCGGUGCGGCUGAAUGCGCUCGUCAUCGAAAACGUGCGGCUGAGCAGCGCGGUGCUGCAGCGGCGCGUGGUGUACCACUAUUCGCAGGGCUUCCUGCUGCAGCUGUACCGGGUGCUGGGCUCGGCCGACUUUUUGGGCAACCCGGUGGGGCUGUUCAACAACGUGUCGUCGGGCGUGGCGGACAUCUUCUACGAGCCGUACCAGGGGCUUGUGAUGCACGGCAACAAGGAGUUGGGGCUGGGCAUCGCGCGCGGCGCGUCCUCGUUUGUCAAGAAGACCGUGUUUGGGCUGACGGAUUCGGUGUCCAAGGUGACGGGGUCGAUCGGCAAGGGGCUGGCGGCGGCGACGAUGGAUAAGGAGUUCCAGUCGCGUCGACGCAUGUCGCGCUUCCGCAACAAGCCGCGGCACGCGCUGUACGGCAUCACGGCGGGAGCCAACUCGUUCUUCACCUCGGUGGCGAGCGGGUUCGAGGGGCUUGCGCUGCGGCCGCUCGAGGGAGCCGAGCAGGGGGGUGCGGGUGGAUUCCUCAAGGGCGUGGGCAAGGGGCUGGUGGGAGCGAUCACCAAGCCGGCGGUGGGGGUGUUUGAUCUGGCGAGCAACGUGACGGAGGGGAUGCGCAACACGACCAUGGUGUUUGACCAGAACGACAUUGACCGGGUGCGGUUGCCGCGGUACAUUGCGAGCGAUGGGAUCGUGCGGCCGUACUCGGACCGGGAGGCGCUGGGACAGACGUGGCUCAAGAACGUGGACAACGGCCGGCUGAUGAAGGACUCGUACGUGGCGCAUGUGGAUGUGGGGUCGAGCGAGGGCGAUGCGGUGAUCAUGUUGACCGUGUCGCGCAUCGUGUAUAUCCGCACCAUGCGGCUCAAGGUGAUGUGGGAGGUGGCACUGGCGGAUCUCAGCAGCAUCUCGCUGGAGAGCCAGGGCAUCGCGCUGGUGCUGCGCGGCGGGGUGAGUGGGCCGUUUGUCCAUCUGCCGGAUGUCAGCACGAGGAACUGGCUGUUCAAGCAGGUGUCCAAGGUGGUGCAGAACUACAAUGCCGCCAGGCAGACGUAA